Messenger RNA from Trichobilharzia regenti, 669 nucleotides. The record is from the annotation of a GenBank genome assembly. Lineage: Eukaryota; Metazoa; Platyhelminthes; Trematoda; Strigeidida; Schistosomatidae.
AUGGAGAAGUUGACUGAUGAAUUGGCCAGUUCUUUGAUAAAUGACUUGAAACUUGAUGGAGAUUUGGACUGUAUGCUCCCAGAUUAUCCUUUUCGUGGCAUUAACCAUGAAUUCGUGUUAAUGAUUGACAAGAUGUUAAUGCCUGAGUGUGAUACAGCGGACCAGAAUCAUGCUAAGAAAUCAUGGAUAACGUGUGCUGCGACAGAGGCUGCUUAUGUGUACAAGUCUGUUGGUGAGAGUGUAUCCCAGCCAUUACGCGUAUGGUUAAGCAAUGCAGCGAGUGCAGUGAUUCUCCAUGGACUUCUUGGAGAGCUGACUGCUUCAACACAAGAGGAUUCAGACAAAAAUCGAACAAAUGAGAAUAUAUCACUACCCGACACAGUUGUAGAUGAUCGUUGUGAUGGUUAUUGGUAUUAUGGUAGUUGGACGGUGGAGAAUGUGGCGAGUAGCUCCGAGAUGAGAGAUGUGUUGAAAGCUGAGAUGGCGAAUGCAUGUGUCUUGGUGAUGAAAGCCUCUGUGGUGAAUUACUUUGAGGAGAAUCGGUACACACCGAGUGGCUUCAGGAAGGAUAGUUAUGCGUGUAGAGUACUUGGAAGUGGUAUGAUGGAGAAAUAUGGUCUGACAGAUGAGUCGGAUAAUACGAAGGCAAUGCUGAUCACUGGUCAUUAG